ACCCACCAAAAAGGCGCAGAUGUCACUUGGUUCGCUUUUUCUUUCCGAAUUAGACGCCGGCCCCCCAUCCCGUGCACAAGCGCCACUUCGCACAUGCACACGGCACCGUGCGCCAUCGUUCGACUCUUGCACGCCGUCUUCAUGUUCCACGACAUGUCUCGAUAACCCAACAGAACCUUCAGACUUGUCAUCCACCACCAAGAUCACCACCCUCAAUCAUCUGCGCUCCCUGGUGCCUCACUCUUACUGCAUUGGCAUCGAUGUGGAGGGUAUCGAGGGGAUAGCGCAGGGUAUCACCUCCGUGGGCAUCUCCAUCCUGCCACCCGUCUUCUCCCUCUCCCCGGCAUCCGCGGAUGGCUCGUGGCCAUGGCCCUUUCCAGACCACCACCAAGGGCAAAUCGACCUCGACACCAUCGCUUCUCACUACCGUCUGCAGUCUUACUGCUUUGCCGUCCUUGGCCGUGAGCGUGCCCGGUCCUACGAGCAUUUCCACUACGGCGAGGUGGUCCACCACCCCAUCACCCACCUCCAGUCCACCAUUGUCUCCGUACUGCAGUCCAUCCGCCUUCAGGACCCCACGGCCCAUACCAUCCUCGUGGGAUUCGACAUGGAGCUUGAGCACCGCGCCGUCAAAUCUGUUUUCCCUUUGUUGGAUGACCAUGUCACACACUGGUGCGAUGUCUCGCAUACCGGUCUUGCGGAUGCGAGAUGGGAAGGUAGAAGGGUAGCGCACAAGACGCAUCGCAAGAUCUCGUUGCGGGAUGCCAUGUUGGCUCUCAACUUCAGGCGUAACCAUGGGAUACAGCCCCGAGCGAGGCAUCACUCGGCUGGUAUGGACGCUGUGCGCACACUGGGAACAAUGCUUGCGCUUCUGGCGAGGGCGCCAGAGGCAGGAGGUUUGGUGGUCAAAAGGUUUACGUGGGAGGAGCAUGGGAACAGAAAACUGUGGGAAUGGGUGCCAAGACCGGCAUCCAAGUUCCCUUGGACAGUGAAAAUUGUACCGGUGCCGACAGAUGACAAGGACGGAACAGCGCACCUGCCAGAGUCCCUUGGCAGACCAGCCCGGUUGUUCAAUUUCGUAACGAGGAACUUUGCGGAACCAAAAGCCGUAGCGGUCUGUCCCCCGGCUAGGUCGGGGCCGCUGAAGACACAUGGCUGGGUGAGUCUACAUAAUGAGGAAGAGAUGAAGAGGCUCGUAAGAGACUGGGAUGGGAAGAUGGUUGUCGAUGGGGUUAUGUUGAAGGUCGGGGGGAGACCGCCUCCUGAGAACCCCCCUAAGACCUCACUUGAGCACCCGAUGAAAGCCAGUUCCAGCAUCAACGAAAUGGUUAAAAGAGCUAAGUCAAUGGCAGAUGAGCUACACGUUGAAGAGGAAGAAGCAGAGCGGGACUCGUUUCUCGCAGAGGGACUGUCCAACAUGGAGCUUGAUGACACUGGAGAGGUAGCCAGUGCGCUAGAUUUCUUGUUCCAAUCGGACAGUGAUGACAGCUCCUUGGGUGAUAUAUGCCGUACUUAUUCCCCAAUUGAAACGGACUGGAACAAAAACAAAACAAGUUGGCGAUGAGGUUCAAAC
This is a messenger RNA of Neurospora crassa OR74A, 1573 nucleotides long. RefSeq lists its product as hypothetical. The record is from RefSeq and is a predicted model, not a curated record. NCBI's taxonomy places the organism in Eukaryota, Fungi, Ascomycota, Sordariomycetes, Sordariales, Sordariaceae. The coding region runs from base 20 to 1564 and encodes 514 amino acids. The transcript has a single exon.